Labrus mixtus (cuckoo wrasse) is the source of this 1729-nucleotide messenger RNA. It is a transcript of the gene gjz1, whose product is annotated as gap junction protein zeta 1. The record is from RefSeq and is a predicted model, not a curated record. Gene Ontology annotation, cellular component: connexin complex. The coding region runs from base 823 to 1533 and encodes 236 amino acids. The transcript has a single exon. Gene Ontology annotation, biological process: cell communication. Lineage: Eukaryota; Metazoa; Chordata; Actinopteri; Labriformes; Labridae.
ACAAAUUCAGAUCCACUGCUAAAGAUUAGUUUCCUAAAAGCGAGUACAUCACAUAUUAAUAUGGAACAUGUAGGCUAUAUGUUUCCAGAUGCCUCUGGGUUAAUGUCCUUGUUAAGUUUAAACUAAACUGCAGGACCCAAACUUGUAGGAGGAUAAAAUGUUAAACUGUUCCAUAAUAUUCAUAAAAGCAACUCACCAAGUCAAGGACCCUUGGUAUUUUGUUUAAUCUUAACAAAACUACAGGUUCAUAUUCAUACUCAUAAUGUUAGAGAGGUUAGGUAAGAGUUGGAUGAAUAUAUGAUUGUCAGAAGAUCAUUUUGACAUCAAGAACUCAACGUUCAAACAUUUCAAUCAAUCAAUCAAAAGCUAAUGUUAUCAAAUUAAAUAACCAGGCUGAUGGGGUAUUCCUGAGUUUAUUAUUCUUAGAGACAAUAUUCACAAUGUUUCACAGACGUAUUGGACAACUAUCACAUAAUCAGAGUGUGUUUUUUCUGUAAUCUCAAACUAAUAGAAUACAUAAUUUGUUUCCUUGUCUAAAGAUAGUUGUGGAAAUGUUAAGAGUAAGUAAUCGCAAUUUUAAACAGCCUAUUGUUAGUGUUCAUCAUAUUUGUUUGUGUUUGACUCUGGUCCAGUAAAAAGAAUAGUUGAGUUGACAUUAUUCAACAGUAUUUCUUUGAGUAGAAAAAAAGGAAACAACUUUGAUCUGUGCUCUUAAAUAACAAUUUGAAGUAAAUGGAUGAGUAGUUAAUAAAACGUGUGCUUUGUUCACUUUUUUACAAGUUCUCCACGAUUAAGAUUCACGACUAAAAUCCUGGAGUGAAGAUGGCUGCGUUAGUAACGGGCCUGAUCCCCAUCCUGCGCACGGCCGUGGAUGCCACCACCACCUACAAGUGCCGCUCGCUGUGGUUCGGCUUCUUGUGCAUCCGCCUGGUGAUCCUCUUCCUGGCCGAGCUUCCUUUCACCAAAGUGGACGCCGACUUCUCCUGCAACGACAACAGCAGCAACAACAUCUGCACCCGAGCCUGCUUUAACAGACGCUUUAACAAACCCAUGUUGGUGGCCUGGAACUUCAUCUACGUGCUGGUCAUCAUCUCUGUGCUGCUCAUGGAGCUGUUCACCUCACACCUGCGCUCCAUGGCCCUGAAAGGGAAGGUGAAGGCAGAGGUGGAGAUGGAGGUUCAGGGGAAGGAGGCGGCGGCUCCGGGUGUGUCCACAGACCCAAAGGGCAAGACGGUGCUGGACCUCCACAGAGACAGAGGCUCAGUGGGCUUCUACCUGUUCAGCAUCGUCCUGCGGAUCUUGAUUGAAACCUGGUUUGUGUACAUACUGCUCUCCUGGAACCUUCCAGCUCUCAGUGAUGAUAAAUUUAUCUGCUCCACAGACAUCUGCCCAGCUGAACUUGUGUGUGUUGUGAGGGCUGCACCAGAGAAACGCAUGUCUAUUUAUGCUUUGGCCUCCAUCUCUGGCAUGAUUAUUGUUGUUUCAGUCUUAUUCUGCAUGUACUCCAUUGCUCAUUACCUCUGCAACUUUUAAAUAUUUAUACUCAGUCUUUUCCUUUACAGUAUUUUAAUUCAGUUUAUAAAUCAUUUGACUGUUUUUUGGUUGUAUUGUUGGAGUGCAUACUGCAUGUUAGAAAUGUGUAGUUUAUAUCUUUGUGUGGUUUAUGUGCUAUGUUGAGCCGAAGUAUGUCGUUAGAAGCGUUCUUACUGACACACAGUGUUUUUCUCAC